UUUCUUUUGUUUAUGCUUGAACACAACCAGGCACGGGAUCCUCCGACAGAAAGAUGGUGGUUACUGGAGACGAUUGUCGUGACAGUGCGAAAGCAAAUGUUACAGAAAACAUGGAAAACAGCCAAUCCGACGUUGAACUCGUUCCGAGAACCGAACAAAAUAUCGACGAGAGUAACGCAGAAAAUGACGAACAAAGAAGAAAGCCCCAGCCAUCACGUUUAGAAUCGUUCUUUGCUAUAACAAAAUCAUUAAUCAUACGAGCCCUUAUAAUUUAUUUUAUUAGUAGCUUAUUUAGACGCCCUGAUAAUAAUCCCAAGUCUCCCAAUGCUAUUAGUGAUACACAUUCACAAGCUGUAAAUAUAUUUACCAAUGGGACAUUGUUUGAUCUUAGUAUUUACCUGUCAGAAGCUGAAAAUUUUAAACAGUUCAAUGAUCCACGAGCCUUAAUUUGGUUCGAAGAAGGACUGAUUUAUGGAGAUUGGUAUAGCGGACCGAAUCAGGAUGGGUCCAGAACUUUUGAAUAUUCGUUUGUUCCUUCAGAACGUUUAAAACAAAAUGGCUCUAUUUAUCUUCACAUAUACAUAACAAAAAAUGGAAAAUCGCCAAAUCCCAAAGCGGGCAAAGGAAUUUAUGCUGGCGAUUAUAUGUCCUAUUCAAGAAAAAUGUUAAACAAGUUUAAAAGAAUUAGAUAUCAGAAGAGGCACAACUUAUUAACUGGUGAAAGUACUGCUAGUAAAGAGGAGAUAGCAAAAGCUGAGUUGAUGGAUCAAGAAUACGUGUCACACUGGCAUCCAAAUUUAACAGUUAAUUUAGUGAUUGAUCAAACUAAUUGGAUGUUUGGCCAAGUACCGCAACCAUUGGAUGAAUAUGUACAUUUCUUACCUGGUGGAAAUGCAUAUAAGCCAAUAAUAUAUACGAAUGAUUUCUGGAAUAUGCAACGAGAUUAUCAGCCAUUGAAUAAUACUGUAGAACAAUUAGAACUCAGAUUGACUUAUCAGCCACUUUCAUUAUUUAAGUGGCAAAUUUAUGCAGCCCAGUCUGGUAGAAAUAAAUGGACAGCAUCGCUUAUGGGAGAAGCCUCUGAUGAGGAUGAUAACGAUCAAGAUACCUUAAAGGAAACUUUACUGGAAACAAAUCCAUAUCUACUAGGAUUGACUAUAAUUGUGUCAAUUUUACAUAGUGUAUUUGAAUUUUUAGCAUUUAAAAAUGAUAUUCAAUUUUGGAAUAAUCGGAAGUCUUUAGAAGGUCUGUCCGUUCGUUCUGUAUUUUUCAAUGUAUUCCAGUCUCUCGUCGUUCUUCUUUAUGUUCUGGACAACGAGACGAACACAGUUGUACGCAUCAGUUGCGCGAUAGGUUUAUGCAUCGAAGUAUGGAAGAUAAACAAAGUUAUAGACAUUAACGUCAAUAGAGAAGUGAAAGUACUUGGAGUCUUUCCAAAGAUAUCAUUCCAAGAUAAGGGAUCAUACGUGGAGUCUUCUACAAAGGAAUACGAUAGACUUGCCUUUAAAUAUCUCUCAUGGGCUUUGUACCCUCUGUUAGGUGGAUACGCGAUUUAUUCUUUAAUGUACUUGGAACAUAAGGGAUGGUAUUCUUGGAUUCUCAGUAUGUUAUAUGGAUUUUUGUUGACCUUCGGAUUUAUCAUGAUGACGCCACAGUUGUUUAUCAAUUACAAAUUGAAGAGCGUCGCGCAUCUUCCGUGGCGUAUGCUAUCGUACAAAUUCCUGAAUACGUUCAUCGACGAUAUCUUUGCAUUUGUGAUAAAAAUGCCAACCCUGUAUAGAAUCGGCUGCUUCCGCGACGAUAUUGUUUUCUGCAUAUUUUUGUACCAAAGAUGGAUAUACAAGACCGAUCAUACUAGAGUGAAUGAAUUCGGGUUUUCCGGAGAGAUGGAAGCACAACUGGCGGAGAAUAAGAAACAGGUAGCAAUUAAUGAUCGUCCGAAAGAGGAGCUAGCAAAAAAGAACGAAUAAUAUUGUGAUGUUUAAGUUUAGCAUCAAACAUAAAUACGUUAUAUCCUGCGUUGUUUCCGAGAAUUAAUAAAAUCGUCCGAUACCAAAAUAAUAUAAUUUCACACAUUUACAUUUAUUUAUACAAAUUUCCGCAUAUACUUGUGUGUAUGUGUGUGUGUACAUGUAUAUUCUAUUGAAGUUUCCGAAUCCACAUAUGCUAUAUGAGCAUACUGCGAUGUGCAUUGUGAAGCAAAAUAGCGAACAAUUUCUGCUGAAAACGUCUCGAUUCUUUUUCUAUGCAAAUUUAUGUACAAACAAUAAUGUAUUACGAAAAGAUCAAAGUUAUCAAACGAGCUUUCAUGAUGUAUAUCUCAUAAUCUCUUAUAUAAAAAAAUAAAUGUAGAUUGUAUGCUCAGUAGCAUUUGACAUUCGUGUAAAUGUCUAACUGUAAAGUGAAUAUUCGCAACUGAAUAUACUGCGAAAAACAUCAUCCUAUUAGUUUCGAUAUUUAAUCAAACACACAUGAGAACCUUAAUGCGUAUGACGAUUUCAGACAAUGUUAGUAUAAUCAUAUUAUCGGACGAGAUGUUGCUCUACGAAAUAAAAUUAGUUUAAUUAUUACAUA
This is a messenger RNA of Nylanderia fulva, 2574 nucleotides long. Its product is annotated as putative lipid scramblase CLPTM1. The record is from RefSeq and is a predicted model, not a curated record. Lineage: Eukaryota; Metazoa; Arthropoda; Insecta; Hymenoptera; Formicidae. Gene Ontology annotation, cellular component: membrane; endomembrane system.